AUGGAGGUUGAGAAUGAUAGAAGACGGAGAGAAUUGUAUGAUACAUUAGGGAUUAGAGAUGAUGACAGUCUGUUCGAUGAAAACUCUCUUAGCGAUGAACAUUCCAAUGGCGUCAAUGGCACACCUUCCCACGCUGAUCAAGAAGUCACGAUGCAAGAAUCUCAGUCAGGCAGCGAUGGCCAGUGUUCAAACAAUCAUGAGGAUGAAAUUGCUUACAAUGUGGAGGAAGAUCCAAAAAGUGGGAUGCAUUUUCCAACUAUGGACAAUUUAGUUAAUUUCUACAAGGAACAUGCCAGGUUGAAAGGAUUUUCAAUUGUGAUAAGAUCGUCUUCUAAAGGCAAUGGUUCAGUUCCUAAAUAUGUGCUGAUGACUUGUGACAAGGGAAAUAAACCACAUGGUGGGAAAUAUACCAAGCAGGUGAAUUGUCCUGCAAGAAUAAACGCUACUUUGAAAGACAAUUGCUUAUGGGUUGUUGGACGAGUCGUAACUAACCAUAUCCAUCAAUUGGAUCCAUCUAUGUCAAGGUUUAUGGCUCGUUACAGGUGUUUGUCUAACGGUGUGAAAAGAUCACUAGAGGCCAAUGAUAUAGCUGAAAUAAGGCCUUCUAAGAGCAUUAGAUUAUUAGAAGUACAAUCUGGUGGUCCAGAAAAGAUGGGAUGUUUGCCUAAAGACUGCAGAAAUUUUAUUUAUAAUAGGAGAAGGUUGGGACUAGAUGAAGGCGACGCCGAGUCCAUCCAACAGCUCUUUUCCAGGUUGCAAGUAAUAGAAAGGACUUUCUUCUAUGCGAUUGAUGUUGUUUGGGAAUGCAGGCUUAGAAAUAUAUUAUGUGUUCAUCCACGAGGUAGAGCUGCUUAUGAGGAAUUCUAUGAUGUUAUAUGCUUUGACACAACUUACCUUGUGAAUCGAUACCAGAUGCCUUUUGCAACAUUCGUUGGUGUUAAUCACCAUGGCCAAUCUAUUCUAUUAGGUUGUGCCUUAUUGUCCCAUAAGGAUGUAGAGACUUUCAAAUGA
This is a messenger RNA of Hevea brasiliensis (rubber tree), 1011 nucleotides long. Its product is annotated as protein FAR1-RELATED SEQUENCE 5-like. NCBI's taxonomy places the organism in Eukaryota, Viridiplantae, Streptophyta, Magnoliopsida, Malpighiales, Euphorbiaceae. Bases 1 to 1011 code for a protein of 336 amino acids. The transcript has a single exon. The record is from RefSeq and is a predicted model, not a curated record.